This is a messenger RNA of Aspergillus niger, 426 nucleotides long. RefSeq lists its product as uncharacterized. The transcript is spliced from 3 exons. NCBI's taxonomy places the organism in Eukaryota, Fungi, Ascomycota, Eurotiomycetes, Eurotiales, Aspergillaceae. The coding region runs from base 1 to 426 and encodes 141 amino acids. The record is from RefSeq and is a predicted model, not a curated record. Gene Ontology annotation, molecular function: acylphosphatase activity.
AUGUUACCCGGCCUUCUGCACGCUGGAGAUGCACUUCUCGCUAAGCAUGCCGCGAUCUAUAGGGACUUUACUCAGAAGAGAGCCACCCAAUAUGAUGUAAAAGGCUGGGUGAAGAACACACAUUGUGGAAGGGUAGAAGGAGAAGCCCAAGGAACCGAGGAUUCUCUACAAAAGUUCCUCAAAGACAUCAACAACGGGCCUCGCCAUGCACAUGUCGUCAAGCUAGAGAAGAAGGAAAUCGCACCAAAGGAUGGCGAGGUAGAAUUCGGGUUCAUGAAGACUUCGGAGUCAGGUUUGCGGUCUUUAAACAGUUUCUUGUUCUUAUGUCACAAAUCACAACUAGCAAAUAGCGAUGUGUUAAUCCUCGCCCCUCCGACAAACCUCGUAUUGAGAAAUCACCCGAAAGCCAAGCCAGGCUCUUCAUGA